AUGUGCAUUUGACUACUGGUACUUUCACAAGGGUUAUCUUGACUAUCCACAUCCAUCAUCCCUUUAUUUAGUAUUGUUUGGAAGUGCUUCACCCACCCUCUUCACUGAUUUGGUCCACUACAGGCUGUCUUCUGUAUCUCCUCAUCACCUCCCAGAACUCCUUUGGUGGAUACAAUGCUGCGAUUCUUCGUAUUUCUCCUGUGGGUGUCUCCUUGUGUCCUGACGAAGGCGACAGGAAGUACAAAUUCUAGUUGCCAAGGCGCUGAAUGUCUGACAAAGACUUGGCACAAUGUAAGCUGCAGGACUAAGGACGACUGCGAUGCGCACCACACCACGUGCUACCGACGUGUGUGUAGGUGUCACCCCGGGUACUUCUAUACCACACAUUACACGUGUACUGACACUUGCAGCACAGACGAGUUACAGGACACCUUCACAGAGUAUCCUGACAGCGCUCUACGUGAAAACCUCAUUCAUAGCCAGGAUGGACUCACUCUGGAAGCCUGCAAGGGCAGGUGCCAAACUGACAAGACUUGCCUCACCUUUGAUUUCAAAGCCAGUGGAGGUCUGUGUCGUCUCCAUAAUGUCACCGCUCAUCAGUCUCCCUCAUACUGGUCUCCUAAGCGGAGCAAAGGCUGGACCCACUACCAGAAAUCCUGCAAGUCCACUUUUGCCUCAGACGAUACCUGGUACAACUUACUGUGUGAAAGCAGCAUUGACUGUCCUGACCCACACAGCGAUUGUUUGAAAGGCAGAUGUCAAUGUAAUAUUGUCUUCGAUCAAGCCGAGGAGAAGUGUGUUGUUGCAAACUCAUGUCUGGACUGGCAGGCAGCAGGCGGCAUCAAGAGUGGGGUGUACACCAUUGAUGUAAGACGCAACGAACCUCUCGCCGUGUGGUGUGACAUGGACACUGCGGACGGCGGCUGGACGGUCAUCCAGAGACGUCGCGACUUCACAGUUGACUUCAACCGGAACUGGACAGAAUAUGUAAACGGGUUUGGUAACCUCACUGGAGAUUUCUGGCUAGGCCUAGACGCGAUUGACAAAAUGUUAACCUAUGGACUAAUUGGAACGCGCAUGAGAGUGGACCUGGUGGCUGAGUUCGGGAAACGUCGUUUUGCGCAGUACGACUAUUUCUAUGUGUCCGGUCCUGAGUAUGGCUACAAACUUGCCGUGGGCUACUACUCGGGUAACGCAGGAGAUGGGUUGAAAGCUAGUUAUGAUGGCACGUUUCAAACCUAUGACCGAAAGAAGGACGAAUGUGUCACAUUAGAUGUUGGCGCCUGGUGGUACCCGCGUGGCUGUAGCUACCAGGCUGGCCUCAACAGAGAUCGAAUGGUUUGGUCUGACAGCGGCUUCGUGAAGUUCUCGGAGAUGAAGAUGAAGCCAUGGUCCUAACACCAGUUGUCUCCUGUACCCACUGCUUACACCGCCAGUCUACUGUUCACUGUUCACUACAGGUUCCACUGAUGAUGUGAGCUCAGUGUACAUUAACCUCUCGCAAUAGUCUAGCAUCUGACCCUAGUGCAGACUACUUACUGUACUUUAAUUGGUUACUUUGAGUAUAUUGCCUGGUGAUUCUAUUAUACACGUGUUGUAUUACUUCUUUCAGAUUUGGGUUUGCUUUGAUAAACUAACUUGUUUACAAACGUAAAAUCUAAGUUUAAUUAAUUAAUUUAGCAUUAAUUGUGUUGUAGUAAACGUGUCAUGAACUGUAUAUUAGCUAGACACCUAAUAGUUUAUAGUAAACAUGUCAUGAACUAUAUAUU
This is a messenger RNA of Pomacea canaliculata, 1769 nucleotides long. RefSeq names its product ficolin-1-like. The transcript has 9 exons. The coding region runs from base 175 to 1398 and encodes 407 amino acids. Lineage: Eukaryota; Metazoa; Mollusca; Gastropoda; Architaenioglossa; Ampullariidae. The record is from RefSeq and is a predicted model, not a curated record.